Messenger RNA from Cladophialophora immunda, 1265 nucleotides. Its product is annotated as 40S ribosomal protein S17. Gene Ontology annotation, molecular function: structural constituent of ribosome. The transcript has 3 exons. Gene Ontology annotation, biological process: translation. NCBI's taxonomy places the organism in Eukaryota, Fungi, Ascomycota, Eurotiomycetes, Chaetothyriales, Herpotrichiellaceae. Gene Ontology annotation, cellular component: ribosome. The record is from RefSeq and is a predicted model, not a curated record. The coding region runs from base 72 to 524 and encodes 150 amino acids.
AUUGAUUGAUUGUCAUCGCACAGCCUACCAACUUUCGCAUCCCUCACGACCACUUCAAUCCAGCCGUCAAGAUGGGUCGCGUUCGCACGAAGACCGUCAAGAAAUCCGCCAAAGUCAUCAUCGAGCGGUACUAUCCCAAACUCACCCUCGACUUCGAGACCAACAAGCGAAUCUGCGAUGAAAUCGCCAUUAUCGCCUCGAAGCGCCUUCGCAACAAGAUUGCAGGCUACACGACGCACUUGAUGAAACGUAUCCAACGGGGCCCCGUGCGCGGCAUCUCGUUCAAGCUGCAAGAAGAAGAGCGCGAGCGCAAGGAUCAAUACGUGCCCGAGAUCUCCGCCCUCGACUUCACCCAGAACACCGAGUCCGGCCAGCUCGACGUGGACAGCGACACCAAGGACCUGCUGAAGAGCAUGGGCUUCGACAGCAUCCCCGUCAACGUGGUCCCCGUGAGCCAGCAGGCUCCUCAAGAGCGCGGCGGAAGGAGAGUCUUCGGCACCGACCGCCCGGGUCGACGCGAGUAGAUUUUCACUCGAUGAGCACACAGAUGGAGCAAGAGCGGGUGAAAUGGGAGUGAUGGGACUGGGAUUGUGCGCUAUCGCCAUUCUUCCGACCGCGUCAUUCCCUCCGUUAUAUCCCUGAUCUCGAUCUACAAAAGUCCACGGCCUCGAGGAUGAAGUCAAACGUCAAGCAAAGCCUCACGCAGACCAAAACGCAGAAGACGUUCACCGCCGGCACCUACCUAUGCCCCCGGUUAGAUUUCACCUGGAAGCAAUUUGCCAUACUGCUACGAGAGCUGGGACAUCAAGGUUGUCGGCGUAGGUGGAGUUGCGACGGCGCGCCCCCAGACGUGCAGCAACGGCAGAGUAGAAAAAAACUCAUUCAAAACAUUCAAGGUGUCGCCUAGUCCCUCACGGACGAAGCUUGAUUGCCAAAACCUUUCCUUCUUCCUCUCCCUCUUGCAUUUCUGCACUACGUCAGGAGUGUAAGGCUUUGACUAACCGCCUUCCUCACACUCACUCCUGGGGAAUCUAUGCUGGCUCAUCCUCCCGGGUUCGACCAAGUUACUCGCACACAGGCUGUUCGAGGUCGAGCGAUGCCAAUGAUCAGAUCGAAUCGGAAAUUUUGUGUUCCACGAAACCUAGUGAUAGCCAACAUCGACUCGGAAUCUCCUGGCAAUAGGUUGGGCCUCUAGCGACCCCCUUUAGACCUUCAGCCCAUCCGAACGCCAAUGCAAUGCUCUGUACAUGUAGGAACUACCUCGC